Molecule: messenger RNA, 1198 nt
Organism: Williopsis jadinii
Lineage: Eukaryota; Fungi; Ascomycota; Saccharomycetes; Phaffomycetales; Wickerhamomycetaceae
Gene: SWC5
Product: Swc5p
Exons: 4
Coding region: 10-891 (293 amino acids)
Source: RefSeq, a predicted model, not a curated record
ACAGGCCCGAUGAAACAGAGUGAAGAAGAGCAUCACAGCAGAGAAGAGGACGAGUACGUUGAAGAGGAAGAUGAGGACUUCAAUCCGGACGAAGUAGACGGUGGCGAUGACGGCGAUGACGGUGGCGAUGACGGUGACGAGGAUGAGUACAAGAGGAGCGAUGAUGAGGAGACAGAGAGACAGGUCAAGAGUGCCAAUUACUCAAAGAUUGAGAGUAGCGAAGGCGGGCUGAUAAAGACGAGAAGGCAGAGGCAGCUGGAGACCCAUGAACGAGAAUACAAGUCAGUGCUGAACUUGAGAGGAGAUGUUGACGUUGACGAAGCGUGGUUGAAAUUACAGAAGGCAUCUUCUGACAGGCUCCGGUGUCGAUACAGUGCCAACGUGACAAGGAUCUCACACCAGGGAGAGCCCAGGGAGGAGGAACUGGCGCAUGAGAGGAUCAAGAUUAAGAGGAAAUACGACUACGCUGGAGAGACGGUUAUCGAGGAGAAGUGGGUGGACAGGGAGUCUGCUGAGGCCCAGGAGUACUUGAACGGUCUGAAGGACGAGGAGAGGCUAAAGGUUGAAAGCUCAACGUCUAUGCACAAGAAGGAACAAGACAAGAAGCCCACCAAUGUCAACGAACGCGGUGAAAAGCUGCGGAUCGUCAGGAAGAGACCUCCAUUGUUGGAGGGGAUCAUCAACGGUUCUAUAAAACCAAAGUUUAACACCUUGGAGAAGUCCAAGCUCGAUUUUGCACAGUUUGUCGACAAAGAAGGCAUAAACGAUGAGCUGGUUCAACAUAACAAGGACGGAUAUCUGGCUAAACAGGACUUCCUCAGCCGGGUCGAGUUCCACAGGGAUACACAGAUGAAAGAGAUGAGGCACAAGGAGCUGAAUAAGAAAAAGUGAACUCUUGGUCGUGCUAGGGUGUCUUUAAGGUCAUAAUUCAAUGUUGAGUAGAGCUCUGCCUAGCUGUGUAAGCCGGCCCUGCCUAGCUGUGUGAGCGCCCUGCCUAGCUCUGUGGGAGCGCCCUGCCUAGCUGGGCAGCACUCCUCCCCCUCCCUCCCGCCUACCCAGAGCGGUGCGCAAGCCCGCGUUUACGCACCCAAUGGGGAAACCCAUUCCACUGUGGCUCUCCGCAGUAUCAAAAUUGGUUAAUACCCAACUGACUAAUACCGAAUCCAUCGAGAUGAGCAUUUCUUCCUCGACAAAUCUU